AUCUCCAGAUCACCGGAAUUGAGUUCAGUUAGCGAUCUUCUCCUUCGUCUUUGUGGCACUCCUCUGCCAGAGAAAUCUCCUCUUCCUGUCAUGGCCGCCGCCGCCGCCCGCCCCAGCUUCUGCUCGCUCAUAGCCAAGCCUCUGUUGUUCCCGCUGCUGCUGUUGCUGUUCCUGUCGCCAUCGCAAUUAGCGCUCUCCAAAGUCCACCUGCAUAAAUGGGACAUCUCCUACCAGUUCAAGUCCCCGGAUUGCAUGAAGAAGCUGGCGAUCACCGUCAACGGCGAAACACCGGGCCCUACCAUCUACGCCCAGCAGGGCGACACCGUCGUCGUUCAAGUCAACAACAGCCUGGUCACCGAGAAUACGGCCAUCCAUUGGCACGGCAUCCGCCAGAUCGGAACGCCUUGGUUCGACGGGACGGAGGGCGUGACGCAGUGCCCGAUCCUGCCCGGAGACACUUUCGUCUACAGAUUUACCGUCGAUCGACCGGGAACUUACCUCUACCAUGCUCACUACGGGAUGCAAAGGUCUGCGGGGCUCUACGGCCUGAUCCAGGUAGCCGUGCCGGACGGCGUCGCCGAGCCGUUCGCCUACGACUACGAUCGCAGCAUCGUCCUCAACGACUGGUGGCACAAUAGCACCCAGGAACAGGCCACUGGCCUCACCUCCAUCCCCAUUGUCUGGGUGGGAGAGCCUCAGUCUAUCUUGAUCAACGGAAGAGGAAGCUUCAACUGCUCUCUCUCGGGGCCAAAUCAAGUUUGCAACGCGACCAACCCCGAGUGCUCGCCCUUCGUCCUCGCCGUCGUCCCCGGCAAGACUUACCGCCUUCGGAUCGCGAGCUUCAGCUCCCUCUCGGCUUUCAACUUCGAAAUCGAGGGGCACAAUUUGACGGUGGUGGAAGCGGACGGGCACUACGCGAAGCCCUUCGUCGUCGAGAAUCUCACCAUCUACUCCGGCGAGACCUACUCCGUGCUGUUCACCGCCGACCGAGACCCCGGGCGCAACUACUGGCUCGCCGUCAAUGUGGUCAGCCGGAAACCAGGUACUCCGGUGGGAACCGGCAUCCUCAAUUACUACUCAAACCACCCCAGAAGGCUGCCGCCGAGCUCGCCUCCGUCUGGGCCUCCGUGGAAUGACACUGAUUACCGGUUCAACCAAAGCAAGGCCCUCCGGUCACACCCGGCCUACGUCCACCCGCCGCCGCCGGCUGUCGAUCGCAGCCUUCUCCUACUCAACACGCAGAACAAGGUGGAGGGUCGCGUCAGGUGGUCGAUCAACAACGUGUCGUUCAACAUGCCCCACACGCCGUACCUGAUCGCGCUGAAGAAGGGCCUGCGCCACGCGUUCGACCAAGCGCCGGCACCGGAGACCUACGACUACAGGAGCUACGAUAUCUACAUCAACCAGACGAAUCCCAACGCCACGAUCUCGACGUCGAUCUACAGACUGGAGUUCAACUCGACGGUGGACGUGGUGCUGCAGAACGCGAACAUGAUGAACCCCAACACCAGCGACACGCACCCGUGGCACCUGCACGGCCACGAUUUCUGGGUGCUGGGCUUUGGGAUGGGGAAGUUCGUGCCGGGGACGGACGAGAAGGAGUUCAAUCUGGUGGAUCCGAUCAUGAAGAACACGGUGGCGGUGCACCAGUACGGGUGGACGGCAAUCCGAUUCCGGGCGGAUAACCCCGGCGCGUGGGCAUUCCAUUGCCACAUCGAGUCACAUUUCUUCAUGGGAAUGGGCGUGGUGUUCGCCGAGGGUGUGGACAGGGUCGGCAGGCUGCCGACCUCCAUUAUGGGCUGUGGCCAUUCUUGAUCCUUCAUGUCCAUACAAUCCAAUUUGUAGCUCCAUUAUGGGCUGCGGCCAUUGUAACUGUAUCUGAUUUUUCUGCCUA
Molecule: messenger RNA, 1894 nt
Organism: Zingiber officinale
Lineage: Eukaryota; Viridiplantae; Streptophyta; Magnoliopsida; Zingiberales; Zingiberaceae
Product: L-ascorbate oxidase-like
Exons: 5
Coding region: 91-1815 (574 amino acids)
Cellular component (GO): extracellular region
Molecular function (GO): copper ion binding; oxidoreductase activity
Source: RefSeq, a predicted model, not a curated record